Molecule: messenger RNA, 2448 nt
Organism: Chiroxiphia lanceolata (lance-tailed manakin)
Lineage: Eukaryota; Metazoa; Chordata; Aves; Passeriformes; Pipridae
Gene: CA7
Product: carbonic anhydrase 7
Exons: 7
Coding region: 50-844 (264 amino acids)
Biological process (GO): regulation of intracellular pH
Cellular component (GO): cytoplasm
Molecular function (GO): carbonate dehydratase activity; zinc ion binding
Source: RefSeq, a predicted model, not a curated record
CAGUGCCCUGCUCGAGGAGCUGGAGCACGGCAGGGUGCAGCUCCCCAAAAUGACUGGCCAGCACAGUUGGGGAUAUGGGCAGGAUGACGGACCUUCAGAGUGGCACAAAUCCUACCCUAUUGCCCAGGGGAGCCGCCAGUCCCCCAUUGAUAUUGUUUCUGCAAGAGCAGUUUAUGACCCAAAUCUGAAGCCACUGAUCAUCUCCUAUGAGUCGUGCACAUCCCUCAGCAUCUCCAACACUGGCCAUUCAGUUAUGGUGGAGUUUGAAGAUACUGAUGACAAGGCAGCAAUCAGUGGUGGGCCCUUCCAGAACCCAUUUCGGCUGAAGCAGUUCCACUUUCACUGGGGGAGAACGCACAGCCAGGGCUCAGAGCACACAAUUGAUGGCAAACCUUUUCCCUGUGAGCUCCACUUAGUUCAUUGGAAUGGCAGAAAAUAUGCAACAUUUGGAGAAGCAGCAGCAGCUCCAGAUGGCCUGGCAGUAGUUGGUGUUUUCUUGGAGAUUGGGAAAGAACAUGCUGGUAUGAACAGACUCACUGAUGCUUUGUACAUGGUAAAAUUUAAAGGAACAAAAGCUCAGUUUGGAAGCUUCAACCCUAAAUGUCUCCUGCCCUUGAGUCUUGAUUAUUGGACAUACCUUGGCUCUCUGACAACCCCACCCCUUAAUGAGAGUGUAACGUGGAUAGUGCUGAAAGAACCCAUCAGAAUUUCUGAGAAACAGCUGGAGAAGUUCCGGAUGCUCCUUUUCACCAGCGAGGAGGACCAGAGGGUCCAAAUGGCAAAUAACUUUCGCCCCCCUCAGCCUCUAAAGGGGAGAGUUGUCCGAGCUUCCUUCAAGGCCUGAGGAAAACUCACAGUAGCCCUGGGAUAUCCAAGAGCUUCCACAUCUGAGAUACCACAAACAGAAACUCUGGUCCUCAGACCACUCAUGGAACACACAAGAUAAGCAUUUCCAUGAACACUCUGCUUGGAGGGGGACAAUCUGCUGGUUUUCUGUUUUAUUUGAAGUGCUCAUUCUUCUGAGAAAUGGGAUCUUUGUAACAAGCACUAUUUAAUAUAAGGGAUAGCUGAGUAAACUAGACUGUUGUCCGAGACCUGAAACUCUAAAACAAAAUUAAAAUGCAAUUAAAAUCCAACUUGAUAUAAAAUGGGAAAUUAUGUAGUGAUCUACUAGUACAAUAAUGGUCUCAUUCAAUACAUGAGGAAACAGUAAUGAAGAAUUUUGGGUAAAUUGGACUUAAAUUUUCCUUACCAAUCUGUUGUAAGCAUUUGCUGAGCUCUGAUUUAAACAUUGCUUGCACUGUAUUCUUGCUGUCUGUUGACAGAGUGCACAAGUAGCACUAGAGAAAAGUUCUUUACUUGCCUCGGGUAGGCACUGGUAUGAAAACUAGAUAUAUAUUUUAAAUUUACUGCUCUAAGAUCCUAUUUUAUAAUUCAAAGUACCAAUGUAAAUGCUGUGCUUAAAAGCAGACCAUUUUAUUGCAGUGUUGUUUAGCCCACAGGUCAUACAGGACUGUGCUGCCCUGGUCAGUCUGGGUGAAGAGUACAUCUUGAGCAAUCCAGAUGUGUGCUUUGUGGUCCUAAACUGCUCAAAGUCUACCUCAGUUCAGUGCUAUGCUCUGCAAUAUGACCUCCUUUGUUGUCUGUCCUACAGAUAAGGGGUGUUUUGUUUACUUUAGGGACCCAGUGGGUAGAUCUGGGCUGCACUGAGUGUGCACUGCUGCACAAAUCCCUUCCCUCUGGCUGGCAGGGAUCUCCCUGCACACCCUCCUGAGUCCUUUUACCUCUUCAAAAGCAAGUUGCUUUAGAAAAGCCAUGUGUUGGUAUUACAGCUCGUGCAGCUUAGUGACAAAUUCAGGCUCUGGUACUAAAUACUGUGAUGUGACCUGUGAUUACCCACAGUCUGUUGUCAGCUACUUUAAUUCUGAGCUUCAAAUGGCCUGUUUUGUGUGUAUAGAUCAGAGAGAAAGUGAUUUUAGCACUUUCCUCCAGCUUAGGUGGGGAAAUCAAAGAUGUACAAUGCAAAGGAAAGCUGGGGAAGAGGGAGAACAGCAGCUACUGUGGGCUGUUUCCCUGUCUCAGAGAGGGAGAAAGACACUGGGUGUGGGACAUAGUCUAGCAAGGAAUGGAAGACCAGACUUCUAGCCUUCAGCUCUGGUUUUCCUGCUACAUUGACCUGGAACUUUGUGUUCCUCAGUUUCCUCUUACAUAAAAAGAGGGUGACACUGAUCUACCUCACAGGGAUGUUGUGAGGGCUAAUUCAGCAUUGGCUGAGAUGUGAGAUUCUUACACACCAGAUGCUCAAAGCAACGGGAAAUCCUUACAGGCUGCAAUGGUUUUAGCUGUUAUGAAUGUAACUUUGCUAGUAAUGCAAACUGGUGUUGCAGAAAAUCUAUUUAAUGUAUCUUAUUUCUUUAACAAAUGAAAUAAAUGAGACUUUAAAACCAA